GGUAUUAUCGUCAUUUACGAAGUUUCCAGAUCCUGUUGAGUGGAAAAAGCCUUUUACCUUGUUCGAGGUCUCGCUUAUGGUCUCGUCUCUCUCACUCUCUCACUCUCUCUCACUUCAAAAUUUUAUUUAUUUAUUUAUUUUCUCUGAAAAUUGCAUCCAUGGAUGUUGCCUUCUACUACUACUGAGAAGUAAAGCUUAGGGCUUUUGGUUUUUCACCAUCUCCAGAGGACUUCAUUUACAGAGAACUACCGAGCUUUGUCUUGUAUUUUAUUAUUAGGAUCCCUUGGCAUAAAUAUCUAGUUAGGAAUCCAGCUCUCUUCUUUUUGACAAUCUCCCUUUGCCUAUAUUUCCCUUCCUUUCAGCAUUGUCGAAUUUAAUUUUGUUGUCACAUUGAAUAAAUGGACACAUUUCCACAACCAGCAGCACCGCCACCGCCACCAUCACAAUCACUGCUCACUGGCACUGCUGCUACAGGCAUUGCUGCUCCCAUCAUCACUGGCCAUUCAGCUCCCAUCCCUUUCACUGCCCCCGGUUUUACAGUUAACAGUACUGUGAAUACCAUUCCUUUCAGUGGUUAUGCAGAAGCUCAAAGUACCUUAAAUCACUCUGUUGCUAAUCCCUCUCCAAACCCUGGUGUCGUUCCUGGACAUGGUUUAUCUGCGGUCCCAAGUCAUCCUCCAUAUGCUGAGAUGAUAUUUGCAGCAAUCGGGGCACUAAAAGAGAAAAAUGGGUCUAGCAAAAAGGCCAUAGCCAAGUACAUUGAGCAAGCAUAUACUGGUCUGCCACCUACUCACCCGUCCCUAUUGGCAAAUCAUCUCAAGCGUUUGAAAAACAGUGGUCUUCUUGCUAUGAUCAAGAAGUCUUAUAUUCUCCCCACCGAUUCUUCAGUUGCUGCUGCAACUGCUGCUGCAACAGCUUCACCUCUUCCUAGCCCUGGAUCUCAUAGAGGCCGAGGACGUCCUCCCAAGGCCAAGCCUGAUCCCAAUGCCCUGCCUGCCGUGCAGCCUAAUACACAACCUAUUACCCAGCCCGCUGUUCAAUUCAAUGGCCACACUGACCAGCCGGCUGCUCAGUCCAGUUCUCAGCCAGUGCUGGUUGCUCUUGGGCUCGUUGACGAUCCCAAUCCUUCGUCAGUCAAGAAAAGGCCUGGACGUCCAAAAAAGGGCAUUUCAGCUGGGGUUGUAGCACAAGGUAGUCCUGUAGGACAAGGUACUCCUGGAUCCCUGAAAAGGGGACGGGGUCGUCCACCAGGUUCUAAAGGUAAAAUGUCUGGGCCUAGAUUGUCUAAGAAGAGCCCAGGGCGUCCUCCAAAGCCUAAAUCUGUUUCGGCAGUCCAAGGACCAAAGAGGGGGCCUGGACGUCCAUCAAAAGCAGAGCCUAAGACAAUGAUCAUUCCAUAUGCUAGUAAUGAGCCUAUUGUUAAUGAAGUUGAUCAUAACAAUACUCCUACUGUAUUAUCUGUACCUCCUAGAUCCAGGGGGCGACCAAAGAGGUUUGCAGAUGCUGCUGGUAGCCCUGCUAGUUUUAGAAGCUUGUCAGGUAGGCGUCGUGGCCGACCAUCUAAGGUUGCUGGCAUCAGUAAAUUGAACAAUUCUUCUGGCAGGCCUGUGGGCCGGCCAAAAAAGAGCACAAUUGUGGCAACUGAAUUGCUGGUGGCUGCAAAUGCGGAUCUGAAGCGAAAAUUUGAAUUUGUUCAAACAAAAAUCAAGCAAACUGUUGGCAUGCUAAAGCCUAACUUAUCUCAUGAAAGUCCUGCUACUUUAAUUGCGGCAGUACAAGAACUAGAAGAGCUCGCUGUGCUAGAUGUCAAUGCUCCCUUAAGAGAAGAAGUUCAACAGCCUCUGUGAGAAACCUAAGAUUCUCGUUGUGAAGAUCGAAAGAACAUUUGCAGGCGCACCAAAGUGAAGGAAUCUGUAAAGCAAAUAGGAGGGUAGCAAAACUAACCGUCUCUUUCGGUGAUGACUUUUGCACAUUAUGUCUGUUGUCUGUACAAUUAGAAUUUGUUAUUAGUGACUUGCUUUCUCUUUCUCUAUCUGUCUCUUUUCAUCUUUGAUUGUUAUUUUUAUCUAGUUUUAGAACGUAUUUGAUAAGAUGUCUGAACUACAUGAUCACAAGCUAAUAAUGUCAUGUUUGUGAAAUGUUGUUAAGCUUGGCUAAAAUCUCUGCUCUUGCGUUUUAUGGCAAGAGGUUAAAUUA
Molecule: messenger RNA, 2196 nt
Organism: Cannabis sativa
Lineage: Eukaryota; Viridiplantae; Streptophyta; Magnoliopsida; Rosales; Cannabaceae
Product: histone H1
Exons: 5
Coding region: 399-1847 (482 amino acids)
Biological process (GO): negative regulation of DNA recombination; chromosome condensation; nucleosome assembly
Cellular component (GO): nucleus; nucleosome; nucleolus
Molecular function (GO): nucleosomal DNA binding; double-stranded DNA binding
Source: RefSeq, a predicted model, not a curated record